Molecule: messenger RNA, 3246 nt
Organism: Uranotaenia lowii
Lineage: Eukaryota; Metazoa; Arthropoda; Insecta; Diptera; Culicidae
Exons: 1
Coding region: 1-3246 (1081 amino acids)
Source: RefSeq, a predicted model, not a curated record
AUGCUCCAAAUGAUCAGGAACGAAAGGCAUGAACAAUUCAGGGACAAACUUGUUUCCAAGCCGGUUCUACGCAGUACACCUAGACCGCUUCCCCCGCGUUUAGCAGCGAUUAGAGCUGAAUCAAAUAUCCUGACAGCCGUAUGCCGAGGAUCUAUUCCAUCUGCGACAACAUUCGGCACGAACGUUACUGGAGCCGUGCCUAGGUCUCACGAUUAUAUCGAGAAUGCUCCCACAGUUUCGUUGACGAACAGCAUUCCGAGUUAUGACAAGGCGAACGUCGCAGUAUCGUGCCCGAAUGUGAUCCCAUUAAAUUCAAACAAUGAGUAUUUCGCCAAACCGAAUCGAGCAGCCCAACCGACGUCGGAUAUAGUUCAAGACAUCUCGUCUAUUGUAGUUUCAUUGGGUCAACUAGCAACGUGUCAGCAACAACAAGAACCCGUAGCGGUAAAUAACUACCCCAGUUUACCUAGUUAUGGUUGUAAUAUGAAUCGGGAAGGCAGUUUUCACCCUCCAUCGACCCAUCUAGACCCAUCGCCGCCUACGGAAAAAGACUUGAGAAACACUAACGAAUACAAAAUGCCAUCAGCUGCUCAACUAGCUGCUCGACAAGUAAUACCACGUGAGCUGCCAUACUUUGAAGGUGAUCCACAAGACUGGCCACUUUUCUACGGCACCUUUCAAAACAGUACCAAAAGUUGCGGUUUUUCCGAUGAGGAGAACUUAUCUAGGCUACAGCGAUGCUUGCGAGGACCAGCUCUUGCAGCGGUUAGAAGUCGCCUCAUGAUUCCAGAGUCCGUACCACUAGUGAUGGAUAUUUUGAAACGCCAAUUUGGUAGACCAGACAUUCUUAUUCACGCACUACUGAACGAUCUUCGAAGGAUUACACCACCAAAAGAGGAUAAUCUACAAUCUAUCAUCAAUUUUGGCCUGGCUGUUCGUAAUAGUGUGGAUCAUAUGAUCACUGCAAACCUGUUGGAGCACCUUAGUAACCCAACUUUACUGCAGGAACUCGUGUCGAAGAUGCCAAUACAAACGCAAAUGGAGUGGUCUCGGUUUAAGCGCCAGUAUACUACAGUAAACCUAGAAGUAUUUUGCCAUUUUACUAACGAGUUGGCAGACACAGCCACCGACGUUAUUAUGCCACGCUUUGUACCUAAACACGAGGGUAUGAAGAAAACCGGUAAGGAUAGGCAAACACUUUACGCACAUACACUUCUUGAAGAUGCAGCUCGUGAUACGGCAGAAGAAAUGCCAAAGAAGUGUUGUGUUUUCUGUGGCUACCCAAACCACGUAAUAGCUACAUGCGAAUCGUUUCUAAGGUUGGAUUAUGAUGGGCGAAGGAAGGCCGUCGAGGAGAAAAGGCUAUGUCGCACUUGUCUAAUACCCCAUAAAAGAUGGCCAUGUCGAUCGGCGAAUGAGUGUGGCAUUAACGGUUGUCGAAUUCGCCACCACGCCUUACUACACUCGCAGACGGCCUCCAAUCCAAGUUCUUCUCCACAUGUCACUAUUGCGCAUCACCAUACCAGCCUAUCAUUUUCACUUUAUCGCUAUUUUCCCAUUGUAUUACAAGCCAACGGUAAGUCAGUCGAGAUAAUUGCCUUCCUGGAUGACGGUUCAUCUUCUACAUUACUUGAGACGAGUGUGGCGACCAGCCUCGGAGUUGAAGGAGAACGUGGGACAUUAUGGUUGAGUUGGACGAACAAUGUAUCGCGAGAGGAAAAAGGUUCACAACGAAUUUCAGUGACAGCUUCCGGUCUGGGAAAGAAAAAAAUGUUUAAAAUGAACAAUGUUCGCACAGUAGCAGACCUCCUUCUUCCAUCUCAGACCUUCGACUAUGAAACUAUGCAAAAAGCGUACCCACAUUUAAGAGGCUUGCCAGUGACUAGUUACAAAGAUGCUAAGCCAAGGAUGAUAAUAGGUAUUGAACAUGCCGCCCUUUUAACAUCGCUUAAAACACGAGAAGGCUGUACUAAUGACCCAAUCGCAGUAAAGACACGCCUAGGUUGGUGUGUUUUCGGCCGACAGAUGAACGGCGUACAAGCGAUCGAAACCGUUAAUGUACAUUGCGCCACAGAAAAUUGCGAUCACGAACUGCACGAGUUGAUAAAACUGCUGCUCAAAUUGGAGGAUUCUAAAGCAAAAGCUCCGCUGUCAGAAUGUGACAAACGGGCUUUGGCCAUUUUAGAAGCAACCACACGGCGUGUCGACGGAAGGUUCGAAGCUGGCUUGUUAUUUAAACACCCGGAACAGCGGUUUCCCAACAGCUUCCCUAUGGCCGAACGUAGAUUGCAGGCACUAGAACGUCGUCUGGCUAAAAAUUCCUUUCUGGGCCAAAAGGUAAAAGAACAAAUAAACCUAUACCUAGAGAAAGGCUAUGCUCACCUUGCAUCAACAGAAGAGUUACAUGAAACAGACCCUGAAAAGUCGUGGUACCUUCCACUAGGAGUGGUACAAAAUCCCAAGAAACCCCAGAAGGUCCGCUUAAUAUGGGAUGCUGCUGCUCGAGCUCAUGGCGUGUCGUUCAAUGAUGCCUUACUAACAGGACCCGAUCUUCUGACUUCUCUACCGGAUAUCCUCAUCAGGUUUCGACAGAGAAACAUCGCCUUUACCGGCGACAUCAAGGAGAUGUUUCAUCAAGUCAGGAUUCGAGACUCUGAUAAGCAAUAUCAACGUUUCCUGUUCCGCGAAGAUCCACAGCAGCCACCGCAAGUCUAUGUUAUGGAUGUAGCUACGUUUGGGGCAACAUGCUCUCCAUGCAUAGCCCAAUACGUAAAGAACCUAAAUGCCAUGGAACACGCAAAUGAAUUUCCACUUGCUGCCGAAGACAUAAUUAAAGAACACUAUAUGGAUGAUUACUUGAAGAGCGUAGAUACACCAGAUGAAGCUGUGGAAUUGGUAAACCAGGUAAAAUUGAUUCACUCUAGAGGGGGUUUCGAGAUAAGAAACUUUGCCUCUAAUUCAAAAGAGGUCCUAGAUCGAUUGGGUGAGGUCGAAGACUUACAACAAAAGGUGCUAGGUGUUGAACCAGGACUCUGCACCGUUGAAAAGUCUGAACGAGUGUUGGGUAUCAUCAGGAAACCGCAGACUGAUGUUUUCACCUUUGAUGCUUCGUUGCAAAUAGAAGCGAUACGACACAUGGACGUUAGACGACCUCCGAUCCGACGUAUUCGAUCCCUUGGGGCUGAUAGCCCAUUUCGUUGUCCACGGCAGAAUCUUGAUGCAAGAGAUCUGGAAAUAUGGUUGUGA